UCUUGUGGCUGUAGUAAAAACUAAAACCAGCUAGUUUAUUAUUCAGAUUAUUUUGAGCGUUUAAAGCAUACUAUAUAGUUAUGUGUUUGGUCAUAUUUCAGCCUAUACCGAUAAUAUUAACCUUCUUUAAGCCAAUAAAUUAUUGAGAGUUAUUGUGGGACUCAGAUAGUGAACAUUUGAGCUGCGCAGAGAGUUCAAUUCAGUCGAAGCUGGAGCGAGGUGAAGACAGUCGUGGAUAGACCCUGUUCAUGGUUUGAAUAUGCCCAAUUUUAUAUACUGUUGCUUACCAAAACCGUCGGGUCGAUGGUGAAAAGAAAGAAGACAUCAUCUGCUGUCGAAGAGCAUGAAAAUGGGAUGACAGUUGGGCUGAGAGACGGCAUCGGUGUCGAUGGCCCGAAUAAUUCGGGCAGAAAGCUUGAAGGUUGUGACGAGGAGGAGAGCGGAGAUCAGGGGAGCGAGAAGCGUAGUACAAAGAGAGACGGAGUGGAAAUUCUUAAUCCAUCAACUACGGGCUGCUCCAGUUCAGCACCAGUAAUUCUCACAUCCGUAUCGAACCCGUCUGGACCUUGUUCGAGCCAACAGCCCCCAUCCUCGACAGCACCCACCGCACCGAGUCACGACCAGCAUCAUUUUCUGAGAUCCAGCGUUCGACCCCCAAGCAAACGAAUCCGGAAGGAUUCCAUCUCCCCAACUAUCAAUGGUCACGGCGGGGCGAAAUCGAAAGGCUCAGAGAAUGGUCCCUCUCACCAGGUGUCGGCUGGUCAGUCCGGCUCCACGUCAGGCUCUACGGGGCCCUCAGGCAAGGCGGCCCCUAGAGGCCAAGGGCCCGGAGACAAGGAGGAGCCGGUGGGCAGUCAGAAGAGACCCCGGAGGCAGUGGGAGUCCUGGAGUGCAGAGGACAAGAACAGCUUCUUCGAAGGGCUCUACGAGCAUGGGAAGGACUUUGAGGCGAUCCAGACAAACAUAGCGUUGAAACAUAAGAAGAAGGGGAAGCCAGCCAGCAUGGUGAAGAACAAGGAGCAAGUCCGACACUUCUACUACCGCACCUGGCACAAGAUAUCCAAGCACAUCGACUUCGCUAACGUGUACUCCCGUGUGCUGAAGAAGUCCUCUCAGGAGCUGUACGGUCUCAUCUGCUACGCCGAGCUCCGGAAGAAGGUUGGAGGAUUGAUGGACGAUAAGAACGUGGCCAAGCUUAACGAGCUCAUCCAACAGGGGGCCACCACGGUGCGUUCUAAAGGCAGGAACCUGCGCAUCAAAGCUCCCAUGUGCCGUGCGCUCAAGAGGCUGUGUGACCCAGAUGGAGUGAGUGAUGAAGAGGACCAGAAGCCUGUGCGUCUACCUCUGAAGGUUGCCGUGGAGCUGCAGCCGCGUAGCAAUCACUCCUGGGCCCGUGUCCAGAGUCUGGCCCAUAAUCCCCGCCUCAGGAUGGUGGUGGAGCUGCAUAGGAAGGUGUCCAGCCUGAUUGAGUUCCUGAAACAGAAGUGGGCCGUCCAGGACCUGCGCAUCCUGAAGAGCCUGCAGGAACGCGAGACGUUAGAGGGAACCCAGCAGCACAGUGGUAGCGGCAGCCCUGCUCUCCCCUGCAGAGCAGACAAGGAGGACCUGUUCCUGUACCCAGCUGAGACCAGCACCCUGACCGCCCUGCCCAGCGUAGCCCGUGUGGUCCACUCCAAGGCCUCCUGCACCGUCCACUGGCAGGAGAGUGGCAAGCCCCGGCCCGGCCCCAAGGAGCUGAUCCCCACUGCCCAGAUUCUGGGCAUCCAGGGGGCCCCGCUCCUCCCCCGGGUGGGUGUGGCCAAACCUGGACGGGGCGGUGGUGGUGGGGACGCUCGACGGGUUGGGGGAGAGACCCCCGUAUCUACGCCUGAAGGAGGAACGUCAGGAGGAGCAGGGCCAGAGGACAAGAAUCCGAACCAGAUAACAUCUCCUCCUCCUGUACCUCCUCUUCCUCCUCCUUCGUCUUCGCUGCUGUUGUCUACAGCUCAGAAACAGGAGGGUGGUGCAGCCGCGGGGCAGGUGGAAGGGGAGAAGGGGCUGGGGGGAGGACCAGGGGUAGGGGAGGCCUUGGGGUCCAAGGAAGGAGAAAGGGACUCCAAUUGUCAGGGCCAGGGGGGCGGUUCUUGCUCUGCUGCUGAUCCGUGCAGGGAUGAAGAGCGGACCCCAGGGGUUAACGGCAGUGACAGUGCCUCUCCAGAGAGGAACUCCCUCCCCCUGUUGGACCCCCUGGUUCCCACCACACCUCCACCGGCAACGGUACCACGACAGGUGGAGGACGUCCCUCCAGACCAGGUGCAGGGGAGGGCAGCAGCCACAGGAAAGGAGGAGUCCGGUGGGGUUGGAGGAGGAGGCAGGACCCCAACCCCGGUGUCCGGCGGUCGGUCGGCCCAGCGGAUCUGUGAGGAGGGCUGGAGCUCGCGGGGGACAGACAGCAACGUGACUCUGGCAGAGCUGUACCUAAUGCUGGGGAAACCUGGGAAACUGCAGCUGGAGUACGAGUGGCAGCCGGCUGCUGUUGCAGCCCCGGAGCUGGAGGAGGAGGGGCUACAGUCACCACGCCCCCUGCCCCCACCAUCCACCCACCGCGUUCUGCGCUGUCUGCUCCGACUGGUGUCAUCAGAGGUCAACCCCAAACCUGCCCCAGAGCUGUGCUCCACAGCCACGUCUCCGGUAAAGCCAUCCCAGGAGGAACAGUCCCUCACCCCCCCAGGCAAGGCCCUGGCUGUGGGGGUACGGAGCCCCAACUAUGGACGACUGCAGCCCCUGGGAGUCCGAGCGGCAAAGUUGAUGUUACCAAACACCGGAUCCUCCGGUCGUAACCUCCCGCGGUCUCUGCUGGUGUCCGGGGGGGACUCAGAUGGUGGGGUGUUUGCCAUACCCACCACCCUGCCCCCCAACAGCUCCCGACACUCCCGCAUGUUCUCCCCCAACAAGGAGGCCGAGCUCGCCUUCCGACAACAGCUCGACUCCAUCGGCAUGCAGUCAGACAUUUUCCUGCCAAAACAAAGGAAAAACAGGAGCCGGCCACUUCGAAAGCCCCUCGUGGUCCAGAGAACACUGCUUCCCCGCACCACUGGAGACACUCCUCAACACGUCUGCUCCUUCUCCAUCCUCUCCAACUCAUCUGCCACAGGAACAGGCUCCUUCCGGCCAAUCCAGCCCCGUCUCUCUGCCUCCACCCGUCCCCUCCUCCCCAGAACUCCGCCCAUCACCUCUAGCCCUGGGAUGUCCAGUCAGCUCUCCAGUGCCAUUGACCUGGCAGCCAAGUCAGCAGGCAUCAUCCCAGGCAGCCCCUGUCGGGAGCUGGAGGCCCCCAGUCCAGACGGAAGGCCCCUCCUCUUGACCUCUCACCCUGGAGUGGUGCAUGCUGGUCCUGGUCCUUCCCAGACACCGCUCCUCCAGCAGGCCUCCUCUGAGGUUUCACUGCAGAACGGCCUCCCCCCUCCGUCUCCAGGAGUGGCAGGUGACUCUCUCCUCUCCCCGCCCAGCAUGGCCUCUCUGCUGGACAUCUCUCUCCCGGGACCCCCGGAGGAAGCCAUGGCUCCUGGAGGGCCACAAACACACAUCAGUGACUCAAUCAUUGAGUUGGCCAUCAACUCGGCACACUACGGUGAUGAGGCAUCCCUCUCUCCUGCCAAGUUGAAUGGUAGUGAGUGCUCUAAGCUCCUACCCUCUACCUCAGUCAGCCCCUCCAGAGGCUGGAUCCCUUCCCCCAGCCACGACCCUCAGUGGUACCCCAACGACUCCACUGACUCUUCAUUUGGCUGCCUGCUAUCAAGUCUGGUGUCUCCUGAUAAGGCCAGACGAAGCUCCCUGACCCCCUCCAGUGGAACAGCCCUCCUCGGACCCAGAUUUCUGGACUGCAACUCCCAUGAUUCCUUUCAGUCCCGCGGCCUGCCAGACGUAGCAGAGGUAGACUCCCAGCUGGCCUGCAUGAUGAGUGAGAGCAGCGUGGAUUACAUCGCCCGCUUCAACGAUUUGGCACAGGAGCUGGCCGUCACAGAGCCGCACCUCCCACCACCUUGAGUUUGAAUAGACUGGGUGCGGCUUUAAAAAAUGUCUGUCACAUAGCUGCCCCUCCCGCCCUCAUAAGUUUGAAUGGAACUGGGGCGGGGUUUAGGAUCUGUCUGUCACAGAGUUGCCCCUCACACUCCUUCAGACUUAAGAAGGACAAAGGGGGUGGAGAAACACUCCUUCCGCUAUAUAGUUUGUAAAAGAAAGUGCAAUAACCAUGGCCAUUGGCCUGAACAGAAAAAGCACUCCGAUCUACCUUGGCACAGUCCAAUUGGAACAGGUUUAAACUGGUUCUAAUGGGUUCUGAAAUGGUUUCAGAUGGUUCUGAAGGUCUGUGGUCCGGUUUCAACUGGUUCUAAAGGAACGUGGACUAGUUCCAACUGGUUCUGAUGGCCUGUGGACCGGUUUCAACUGAUUCUGAUGGGGUCGGAUCUGGUUUCAACUGGUUCGGAACUGGUUUCAACUGGUUCUGACAGGUUCCAGCUGGCUUGUUUGUUUGGACCAUUCUGUCUGUUCUGCCUAGCGAGCCGCCCUUUUUUAAAAACACUUAAAAAAUGAAUCCCGUUUACAAAACAUAACCUCAUGUAAAGAAAAAAACAAUGCCAUAUCUGAACAAAAGACUGGGUCUCUGUCUGUGUAUCUUUCCAUUUCUCUGUCCUUGUCCUUUUCGCUCCCUCUUCUUCCCUCUGAGAAAUAUCAAACCGAAGACAUUUGAGUGCAAAAUGUAAAUGUCAGAUAAACUUGAAAAUAACUACUGAUGAACUGCUGGUAGCGUUUCCUUCUCCAUCUUGUCAGUUUUAGUCGUCCGUGUGAACUAACACAUCACUUAAUCAUUUAAUCUGUUGAAACUGAAUAAGCCAUAUGAGUGGAACUGAUGUGAAUUUGUAUCCCAGGCCAAACAUACGUGUGUCUGACUGUCUGUGUCCCUUCUCCAUAUCAAAGCAAAAACGUUUGACACUCCACUUCCACAUCUACUCCAACUCCCACUAACCCAGCUACAUCGCUGUGUUAGUGUCUGGUUUUUCUUCUCAACCAACGCUUUGAAACUACCUGAAAGCUCACUUCAUUUUUCUGUAGCAAAACGUUUUGUAACGUUGCGCCCUACUGAACACAAACAACCCUUGUGUGCUUUUGUGUGACACCACACCAGGCGCUCCAUCCUAUGAUGCCUGGUUGUCAGUAAAGGGGCGUGUUUUAGAGAGGUCCCCAGCUGACUAAAGGACCAAUCAUAUUGAGGGGUUUUAUAGACAGAAAUAUGGUCACGUUCCAGGAUGACUACGUUGGAGAUGUUGCAUUGCAUCAACCAAUGUUUGUGUGCCACGUCAUCGACUAUGCAGUCCGGCAUCAGAUUACUACGGUCGAGAUCCUGCCUGACUACAUUGCAGCAAAUGCCAGAAAUUAAGAAGCGUGUUUCCAGGACGAACUGUGUGUCCAAAUUGGCACCCUAUUUCUUAUAUAGUGCACUGCUUUUGACCAGAGCCUAUAGGGCCCAGGUCAAAAGGAGUACACUAUGUAGGGAAUAGGUUGCCAAUUCGGACACAGCCAAUGCCUAGAUGUCAGCUAAGGAUUUUGAUAUGAGAAAUCACAUUGACACAAUGUUCAAAUACUAAAUGUCAGAUUUUUAUUUUAUUUUUUAACACACUAAAAUAAAUGUUCAAGCUACAAAUGUGGAUUAAGCUACAAAUGUGGAUUAUGUCGAAAUACUUCUAUAUAGCGGGUGUCUUUAAAUUGGGGCAUGGAGUCCUUCCUCUUUGUGUGUAACUUUAAUCUAUAACAAUUCCAGUAUUCACUGCGCUUUUGUAACAUAAUACUGUAAAUUAUUCUUAAUUGGACUAUUUAUUGUUAACAGGUUGAGGAAAAGAAGUGUUUUACAAGGAGCUAUAUGUAAUAUUUUUGCAUUGUAAUUUCAGAAAAAUACCUUUUAAUAUAUCAGCAGUAAUAGUGGAGAGUGUUUAACAAUGUUUAAUAAAAAAUAAA
Coregonus clupeaformis (lake whitefish) is the source of this 5991-nucleotide messenger RNA. Its product is annotated as protein cramped-like. The transcript is spliced from 20 exons. Gene Ontology annotation, biological process: pattern specification process. NCBI's taxonomy places the organism in Eukaryota, Metazoa, Chordata, Actinopteri, Salmoniformes, Salmonidae. The record is from RefSeq and is a predicted model, not a curated record. Gene Ontology annotation, cellular component: nucleus. Gene Ontology annotation, molecular function: chromatin binding. Bases 304 to 4026 code for a protein of 1240 amino acids.